UGCACAUUACCGGACCACUGAGAAGCAAAGCAGAGUUUGGCAUUCAACCCAGGCAGCUUGAUGAGUUAUUGUCACUGUAUGUGGUGCUGCUACAGUAGACCCUAGAAAUACAAAUAGAGAGAAAGGACACACAGCAGGUGAAGCUUCGAGGGUGCAGCGCAGAUGGCACUGAGAUUUCGCUCGCUUAUCCCCUACACGUUGCCUGGCGUGCUGGCCCUGAUUGGCUGGUGGUGGUACGUCUCUCGCAAGAAAGGGCGAAUCAGCAGUCACGACACGGAGGAUGGGGUCAGCCUUGAGCUGCCGGAGCAGAGCGCCGUCACGACUGGAGCUACAGCUUCCGCUGAAGACAGCAACAGAAUCCUAGAGGAAAGAAACUUAACUCCAACUGCUGCUGCUGAAGCCAACACAGACUUCGAAAGGAAAAAACUAAAACAGAACAAAGAGAAACGACAAGAAAAAAAAGCAGCAGCGGCGGCAGCCAAACAAGAAGUAGCAGUAGAGAUUCACAUGCCAGUGUCUGCGUCUGCAAUGGAAAGGCUGGCACAGACCUUGCCAGUAGAAACGCUCAGAAUGGACGCAACCUCAACCUGCAGCAGCUCGCUUGCUGAACUCGACACCGGAACGCCAGAAGCAGCGCUGGUGGCGAUACUGGCUUCCAAAGAGGGGUGCAUUGUGACAUCAUGUGCACAAGAGCCUUCCGUCCUCCAUCCACGGAAUACUGAGGAGGGCGCACCCACAUCGCUGAGACCAGUGGGAGCUGAAGAAGCUUUCCUCUUGACUGAGGAGCUGCAAUGUUCUGACGCUCCGCUGUUGGAAGAGUCCGUAGUGGUGCCUGCCGCUGCCGCCACCACGGCGAACGUGAUCCUCUCCUCAGUGGAGGCCAGCGAAAACAAACAGAAGGAAAUGGAGGAGGUGCUGCAGUUGGUGGCAGCAACAGCAUUUGAAGUUCUAGAAACCAAGGCAGUCUCCUCUGACGCCCGGCUGACUGAAGCGGUAAGGCCCGAGCCAGAAGGAGAAGUAGCGGCGGACAAAAUCUCGGUGCCUUUUACAGAGAAGAAACAACAGGCAGCAGCUGUAAAAGCUACAGAAAGCAGCCCCAGCCGUCCGCUCUCCAAAGAUGAAACGUCUACAGCAACAGAAGAAGCAGAAAACUGCAAAACUAAAUCAGGCAGUCGGGAGCCUCUCUGCUCAGAAAUACACCCCUCCUCCUCCUGCUGCCUCGCAGCUACACCCCCACCGGAGGAGACCCCCAAUCACAGGAUAGGGAAACCGCUGGAGAACGGCCUAUCGGAAGGCGCAGCGGGAAACAUGGAAGAAAUCGAGAGUCUGGCUGCCGGUUUAAUUUCAGAGGUCAUAAUGGCAGCGAAGCAGGAAGUGCUUACCGUCAGUCAGUGUGAAGAAGUAGUAACUGUGGAGCAGAGAGGAAAUGUGAAAGCAGAACACAGAGGAAGCAGCAUCAGCCUCUCGAACGGGAGAGCGUGUGCGGUACGAGACCAAGAGAAGACGGAAAGCAGACAGACGUCGAAGGCGGCGGUGGUUCAGUCCAGCACGAAGAUGGCGACGUCAACCCAGACGAAAGGCGGAGGAGACGGCCAAGCCAAAGCAAACACUGCGGAGGAGGAACACACGGCUGAAGUCCAAGUGCAGACCUGCCUGGUGUUGAACGGAUGUCUGCCGACCAUGUGGGAGAAGAGGCAAGAGAGCGGACGGAGAAGAGCGAGCGAGCAGAGCGUGUCGCUGGAGGCGACGCACCGACUCGUGGCGGAGACUGUCGCUGGAGCAGAGGAUUCUGGGUGCAGCACCUGCCAGUCAGAGGACGGCAUCAGCAGCGAGGACCUGCUGCAGAGCACAGGGCUGUCCGGCACGCUGCCCGAGCGUAAGGCGGACAUGCUGGGUGUGUCGAACAUCGAGGGAGUGUCUGAGUCAGGAGAGUCUGCCUCAGAAGUGGCUCAGGGAAUGGAGAGCACGGAGUGUGGGAAUGGGGGACUCGACGGCAGCGCUGCCAGCUUGAGGAACGAGAGCCGCUGGGCAACUGACACGGAAGCAGAUCAUUCUGGAGGUUCUGAUGUGAACAGCAUGGACUCUGUAGACAGCGGGUGUACGCUGGGAGGAGAGACCCCUCGAACCAGCAGCCAGCAGUCACUGCAGCUGCUUAAAUCGGAGCUCACCAUCUGGGAAAUUGAGGUGCCAAAGCAUCUUGUUGGGCGAUUAAUUGGAAAACAGGGACGAUACGUGAGCUUCCUGAAGCAAAACUCUGGUGCCAAGAUCUACAUUUCAACCCUGCCUUAUACACAGGAGUUUCAGAUCUGUCACAUAGAGGGGUCUCAGCCGCAGGUGGAUAAAGCACUGGGGCUCAUAGGAAAGAAGUUUAAAGAACUGGACCUCACCAACCUCUACGCCCCUCCGCCUCUCCCCCUGCCAUCUCUGCCAAUGACUUCCUGGCUCUUGCUCCCAGAUGGAGUGUCUGUGGAGGUGAUCGUGGUGAAUAUCAUGACGGCGGGUCACAUGUUUGUGCAGCAGAACACGCACCCCACGUUCCAUGCCCUGCGCAGCCUCGACCAGCAGAUGUUCCUGUGCUACGCGCAGCCCGGCGUGCCCGCUCUGCCCUCGCAGGUCGAAGUCGGAGUGAUCUGUGCCGCGCCUGCCGUCGAGGGAGCCUGGUGGCGAGCUCAGGUGAUUAACUUUUACAAAGACUCCAGCGAGGUGGAGAUCAGAUACGUGGACUACGGGGGCUACGAAAGGGUGAAGAUCGAUGCGCUCCGGCAAAUCAGAUCUGAUUUUGUGACACUACCGUUCCAAGGAGCUGAAGUCCUGUUGGAUAACGUGGUGCCCCUUCCAGGUGAGGACAGGUUUCCCAGUGAAGCCGACUCCGUUCUUGAAGAGAUGACCCGCGGUGCAGCUCUCCUAGCGCAGGUUACGAACUACGACAGGAACACCGGCCUGCCUUUAAUACAGCUGUGGAACAUGGUCGGAGACGAGCUGGUGUCAAUAAACCGGGUUCUUGUGGAGAGAGGGUUUGGCUCGUGGGUCGACAACUUCUAACCAAUCCUGGGAACCACUCCCCCCCCACCCCCCUUCUCUUUUUGCACUGCACACUGGGGUUAGGCUUGGCAGUAAAGAUGGAUUUAACAAAGUCAUAAAUGAACUGUCCUUGAAUAUAAUAAGAUGUCCAUUUCUAUAUAGAUAUUUAUAUGUGGUACUUUUUUGAAGUGGUUUAUUUUUUAUUUUUUGUUUUUGUUUCCUCCUGCAUUGUAUUCUGCAUACAGCCCUGUUUGAUUCCUUUUGAGAGUUUGUAUGCAGGCUGUCCAGUCACAAUGCAUCGUGGGGGAGGGGGGGUGAAUAUCACUGCUUUGUCCCAAGCCCAGGAUAAGCACUUCUAUUCCUCUUGAGUAAAAUAAAUAGUCCUGGCUGAGCAGACCCUUGACCAUUUAAGGAGUUUGCUUUCAGAGGGCAUUCUGUCUGAACCCGUGUUCGUGGGCAUUUCAGCAUGCUGGGUGUGAAGCACUAAGAGCAGAUCUGGGACUGCAUUCCCAGAGACACUUUAAUGGGGUUUUUUUUUUUUUUUUUUUAUAAUAUAACAAUGUACAAACCUGUAAAGAAAAAUCACUGCUUUACAUGUCUUGCUUUGUGUGUGAACUUGUGUAUCAUUCUGUGUUUUGGAAGAUAUUCAUUAAAGUAAUCAGUUCAUUUGUAGCUGCACACGCAACAAAAACUGAUGCCAAGGAACGGUAGCCUCUUUGCUCGAAUGUAGAACUGUGUCCUGUCAUGCUGGCUUGAUGAUGGAGGGGAGGAUCUUCCCUCUAGCCGGUGUGUUCUGCUCAGUAUCGUGCAGAAAAGGCGGCUGUUUGAGGACAUGUUGUUUUUUUUUUUGGCAGCCUCUUGUACAUUUCAAAACCUGAACAAGGGGAGAAGCUUGUUGUCUGAACUGGCCUCAUCUCGUGGGUGGUUUUGUGUUUUGUUGUUAAACUGUGGCCUUUUGAAUUAGAGAAUGUGUGCUCUGGUACGUUUUUAGAGUGGCCGGUCGCUUCAGCUCGGACCGCUCGAUUUGGAUAAAUCCUGCCAGUGUACUUUUCAUCAGGGAUCGCUUGUCCUUCUGAACUACAACUAAUGCAAGUGUAUGGGAGCGUUUCAGAUCGGUGCGUGAUCCGUGGAACAAGCCCUCAUAAUAAUAAUGCUACUGCUUUCUGAUCGAAGGAUAAUGUCUUGAUUCUGGGUCAAACAGUCGGCAUCACAAAGACUCUCGAAUGCAGAUGGGUCCAAACAAGUAAACUUCUCUGCUUGGUCGCUACAGCAGGCACCAGACAGAGGUGUGCAAAGGCUACAGCGUGCAGUUCAGAAACCCAAACCCUAUUCAUAGAGAAUGUUUAUCCACAGAUGCUGUGUGUAUCCAUCCUGUUUUAUUAUGGGGAUGCUGUUUCUGAAGCCAAGUCUACACUAUUGUAAUAAUUAAAUACUGACUGCUGAUGCUAACUAAACUGUUAAUAGCUGUACAGUAUGUUUCAGGAAAGAGUGUCUUCAGAGUACUUGUUUUUUCCCCCAACCCUAAAAUAACUGUAAUACCGGCAGAACCGUCCACAUUGAGCAGCAAUACCUACCCAUUGUGCUGCUGGGGUCCUGCAGUAACACUGAAACCCUGCAGCUGUUGUGAGGCUGUGUUUUUGUUACUCCUUGUUCUCGUCUCUCAUUGGUCUUUCCAGCCCCAGCCCUUCGUGCCCACCUUCACUCAGGUUUCAGCUGAGAGCACAGCUUUUAAACACACGCUGCUUUCCGGGGCACCACAUCCAGCACUCACCAAACAGCAUCUGGGGCUUUUUGUUUGAAAUGUGUGCAUCAAACCACAGUUGGAAGUAAUAAAAACGAGGGCAUGGCGGAGAGAGAACCCGGGGGUCUGUGUGGAGAACUCUUCCCGGCUUUCAUAUCAUACCAAUGUGCUAAACUGUUUGCUCUGAAAUGUAACUUUUUUUUUUUUCUUGGUUCGUGGCUGUUUGUAAAUUUAAUAAAUACUGUACAUGUGCACUGUGCACUCACUACAGCGUGUCAUUCGCAUCUCUUCAGUUUUGUGCUGGAGCUGCCUGGGUCCUCUCUGUCUCUCUCUCUGUGUCUGGUUGCAGUGGGGUGUGGUCCAUGCUUUACACAGAGCAGCCCUGCCUUGUGUGAACAGUAACCCUGCUGUAGUUCCUUACACAUCACCCAACCCCUUUUCCAAGCCCUCCAGUUUGUUUACCAAGCUCACCUGGGGCUGAAAGGAAAAUCCUGCCCUGUUACAGAAGGGAAUUCCGGUUCUGUGAGCAGGUCGGGGUUGCCAGGAAACACGAGAAGUCAAGCAUGUAACAAUGGAACACGUUCCCUUUAAAGGAGAUGAAAGGUUUAUUCUGCGGAUCUGCACAGGGCAAAGCUGUUGCUGCAGUACACGUAUUGAAAAUGUUUUUAUAUAGCGCUGGACUUUUUCUCUCUCGCCUUUCUGCUUAUCAUAAUCAGUUAAACUCCUCACUGUCCCUUCUUUUUACUGAUCUUGCUAUACAAAUCUACUGUACAUUUGUUUUUGUGUAUAAAAUUAUUCUCAUUUAAUCUCUGACAAGCCUAACUGCCAACUCCACCCCUGUGCAGAUCUAUCUGUAAAUGUAAUACUUGUGUACUUUUUGUAUAACAGUGGGUGGGGAAAACACAAAGAACAAAUAAAACAAACAAGGGACUGACAUUAUUUUUGUUUUGUUUUUCAAAGUCCAGCCCAUGUACUGUUUAGGUAGGAACAGUUCGAUGUGUUUCACUUGGAUCUGAUCUGGUAAAUAAAAACAACUGAAUUUCAUCCGUAUUUCAAAUGAAAAUUAAACAAUAAGACUUAGACAGAGCUGCUGCGUUUAUUUAAUUUUUUUCUAAACUCAUGUAUGGUUUGAAUUGUAUUAAAUCUCCCUGGUUGUACAGAUAUACAAAAUAAUAAAAAAAAAAAACAACUAUUAAAAA
Molecule: messenger RNA, 5961 nt
Organism: Polyodon spathula (Mississippi paddlefish)
Lineage: Eukaryota; Metazoa; Chordata; Actinopteri; Acipenseriformes; Polyodontidae
Gene: akap1b
Product: A kinase (PRKA) anchor protein 1b
Exons: 11
Coding region: 163-3042 (959 amino acids)
Molecular function (GO): RNA binding
Source: RefSeq, a predicted model, not a curated record